Diabrotica balteata is the source of this 1517-nucleotide messenger RNA. NCBI's taxonomy places the organism in Eukaryota, Metazoa, Arthropoda, Insecta, Coleoptera, Chrysomelidae. The record is from the annotation of a GenBank genome assembly.
GGCAAACCAAAACCUGAAAAUGACGAAGACACUUAUGGAGCUCUUUUAGACGAAGAUCUGCAGAACGACGGCGAUGAUGACGAAUAUGGCGUAGAUGACCCAGACGACGGUCCAGAUGACAUUAGCGAACCUGUUAGUGAGGAAGAACAUGCUGAGUUCAGGACGCAACCUCAGGUGUUUGUGGCAAAAGUUGGAGAAAUUGUCAGGCUACCGUGCCAGGUGUCAAACCACGAUGUUAUCAACAUUUGGCAGAGGGAUGAUGUUUUGCUCUACCAAGGCCACGUGGCUGUCGAUACAGAGAAGUAUUCAAACAUACGCGAAUUUCCAGAUAACGCACUAGAAGUCAGGAUUAACAAUGAGAAAGAUUAUGGUAAUUACUCUUGCAUCUUAAUAACUACGAACGUCAUCAAGAACAGACCCAGACUAGUCCACAGAGUGGUCGGUCCAAGUCCACCAAAAAUCAUUGACAUCCGAACGGACAAAAAUGAGUACAAGAUUGGAGAAACAAUCAAGCUGACAUGUAUAGCUAUAGGAUAUCCCAAACCACUCAUAUCAUGGCACAAAGGAAAUGAAAGACUGGAACUUCAUGGUGAAACUAUUCAAAUUCCAAACGUAACUCCCGAAAAUGGAGGCAUAUACAGGUGUUUGGCCGACAAUGGUUUAAAGGAGCCCAGUCACAAACACGUCGCCAUAAACAUCGAACAUGCACCAAAGAUCUCAAUUUCCAAGUACCUAGUAACAUCAAACAAAGAAAGAGAUGCCGAAUUAGUGUGCACUGUGGAUGCUUACCCAGAGGCAAACGUUUUGUGGAAAAAGGGUGAAGAAAUCAUGAAAAAUGACGCGACUAGGAAAGUUAUGACUAAGAGAAGACAACACAGCGUUGAAAGCAUUUUUGUCAUUUCCAAUCUGACUGAUCAGGACUUCGGUACCUAUACUUGUGUAGGCAAGAAUAGAAAUGGUAAGAAGGAAGAGAAAGUAAGCUUAGUGAAAACUCCUGCAGUUCGGGACUUCAUCAAACCUGAAAAGGGAAACAAGGACGUACUUUUGACGUGGAAAGUUGAAUCGAAGUCGCCUAUAUCGGCUCACGAAAUUCAGUACAGGAAAAAGGGAGACAGCGACUGGAAAAUUGCCGUUCCUGAAGUAACCAAUGGCCAAAACGACAUGUACGUCAUCAAGUACACAUUACGAGACCUUGAAGCGGGUGCAUACGAAACGAGAGCGCGCUCACAGAACGAGCACGGUUGGUCGGAGUAUUCAGACAUCAUGCCUUUCGAGGUGUUUUAGCUAAACAUGGCUCUACAACUCACAAAAAUCACCACAAAAAACACCACAAAGAAAAAGAAUCGAAAGAAAAACACAUUUCCGCACAAGAAGAUACAUCUGCACCCCAACAACAAGAAAUUAGUCAGAAAGAAGCACCAGUAGGAGAAUCAACACACCAAGCUGGUUCUUCGAUAAAAGCUUCGACAGCCAUCUUAAGUAUAGCGCUGAUUUUUACCUUCUACAUUAGGCACUGA